This is a messenger RNA of Peromyscus eremicus (cactus mouse), 899 nucleotides long. It is a transcript of the gene Ggct, whose product is annotated as gamma-glutamylcyclotransferase. The record is from RefSeq and is a predicted model, not a curated record. The coding region runs from base 108 to 680 and encodes 190 amino acids. The transcript has 4 exons. NCBI's taxonomy places the organism in Eukaryota, Metazoa, Chordata, Mammalia, Rodentia, Cricetidae. Gene Ontology annotation, molecular function: gamma-glutamylcyclotransferase activity.
GCUCCGCCCACUGCUCUGCGCUCGCCCGUGGGUGGCGGCGCGCUGCUCCUGCUGCAGCGCUGGUCCCGCUCAUCAGUGCUUGGCACCGAAGGCGUGGACGAGCAGAUAUGGCGAGCUCCGGCUAUGAGGACCAUGCGGGCCAGGAGGGGGAGACGUUCCUGUAUUUCGCCUACGGCAGCAACCUGCUGACCGAGAGGAUCCACCUGCGAAACCCCUCCGCCGUGUUCUGCUGCGUGGCGCGCCUACAGGACUUUAAGCUCGACUUUGGCAAUUUCCAAGGCAAAACAAGUGAGAGGUGGCAUGGAGGUAUAGCUACCAUUUUUCAAAGUCCUGGCGAUGAAGUGUGGGGAGUAGUAUGGAAAAUGAACAAAAGCAAUUUAAGUUCUCUGGAUGAGCAAGAAGGAGUUAAAAGUGGAGUGUAUGUUGUAAUAGAGAUUAAAGUUUCUACUCAGGAAGGGGAAGAAAUACCCUGUCGCAGUUACCUGAUGACGAACUAUGAGAGCGCCCCCCCAUCGCCACAGUAUAAGAAGGUUAUCUGCAUGGGCGCGAAAGAAAACGGUUUGCCACCGGAGUAUCAAGAGAAGUUAAAAGCAAUAGAACCAAAUGACUAUAAAGGAAAGAUCUCAGACGAAAUGGAAGAAAUCAUCAAAAAGGGGGAGUCAAAACUGUAUAGCUUGUAACAGAAUCUGAGGAUGUUUCUGUGUGCUAGUAUGAAGUGUCUUUAGUGUCGGCAAGCAGGAAUCUGGGACCUUCCUGUUUUUACCCUAUUGAUUUUCAAAAGUGCUGUGAAGGACUUCUCACUUAGGCGAUUCCGUAUUUUCAACUGUAAAAAAAAAAGAACUGGGAUGGGGAUAGGAAUUAGACAAUUAAAAGGGUCCAGGAGUCCCUGGAGUGUGUAA